UGCUGCUGAACUGAGCUGGGGCGCAGCCGCCUGUCUGCACAGGCAGCACCAUGUUGCUCAUGGUCGUCAGCAUGGCGUGUGUUGGGUUCUUCUUGCUGCAGGGGGCCUGGCCACAUGUGGGUGGUCAGGACAGGCCCUUCCUCUCUGCCUGGCCCAGCACUGUGGUGUCUCAAGGAGAACACGUGACUCUUCAGUGUCACUGUCGUCUUGGGUCUAACAAAUUCAGUCUGUCCAAGGAAGACGGGAUGCCUGUCCCUGAGCUCUACAACAGAGUAUUCUGGAACAGCUUCCUCAUGGGCCCUGUGACCCCAGCACAUGCAGGGACCUACAGAUGUCGGGGUUUUCACCCACACUCCCCCACUAGGUGUUCGGCACCCAGCAACCCCGUGGUGAUCAUGGUCACAGGAGUCCACAGAAAACCUUCCCUCCUGGCCCACCCAGGUCCCCUGGUGAAAUCAGGAGAGAUGGUCAUCCUGCAAUGUUGGUCAGAUACCAGGUUUGAGCACUUCCUUCUGCACAAAGAGGGGAUCACUGAGGACCCUUUGCGCCUCGUUGGAGAGCUCCACGAUGCGGGUUCCCAGGCCAACUAUUCCAUGGGUCCCAUGACACCUGCCCUUGCAGGGACCUACAGAUGCUUUGGUUCUGUCACUCACUUACCCUAUGAGUUGUCGGCUCCCAGUGACCCUCUGGACAUCGUGAUCAUAGGUCUAUAUGGGAAACCUUCUCUCUCAGCCCAGCCAGGCCCCAUGGUUCAGGCAGGAGAGAAUGUGACCUUGUCCUGCAGCUCCCGGAGCUUGUUUGACAUGUACCAUCUAUCCAGGGAGGGGACGGCCCAUGAACUUAGGCUCCCUGCAGUGCCGAGGGUCAAGGCAACAUUCCAGGCUGACUUCCCUCUGGGCCCUGUGAUCCACGGAGGGAACUACAGAUGCUUUGGCUCUUUCCGUGCCCUGCCCCACGCGUGGUCACACCCGAGUGACCCACUGCCCGUUUCUGUCACAGGUAACUCUAGACAACUGCACGUUCUGAUUGGGACCUCAGUGGUCAUCAUCCCCUUUGCUAUCCUCCUCUUCUUUCUCCUUCAUCGCUGGUGCUCCAACAAAAAGAAUGCUGCUGUAAUGGACCAAGAGCCUGCAGGGAACAGAACAGUGAACAGGGAGGACUCUGAUGAUCAAGACCCUCAGGAGGUGACAUACGCACAGUUGGAUCACCGCGUUUCCACACAGAGAAAAAUCACUCGCCCUUCUCAGAGGCCCAAGACACCCCCAACAGAUACCAUUGUGUACACGGAACUUCCAGAUGCUGAGCCCAGAUCCAAAGUUGUCUCCUGUCCACGAGCACCACAGUCAGGCCUUGAGGGGGUCCUCUAGGGAGACAGCAGCCCUGUCUCAAACCCGGCUUGCCAGCUCCCAUGUACCAGCAGCUGGAAUCUGAAGGCAUCAGUCUUCAUCUUAGGGCAUUGCUCUUCCUCACACCACGAAUCUGAAUAUGCCUCUCUCUUGCUUACAAAUGUCUAAGGUCCCCAAUGCCUGCUGCAGAGAAAACACACUCCUUUGCUUAACCCGCAAUUCUCCAUUUCCCUUGACCCCUGCCCACCUCUCCAACCUAACUGGCUUACUUCCGAGUCCUACUUGAGGCUGCGAUCACACUGAGGAACUCACAAUUCCAAACACACAAGAGGCUCCCUCUUAACACGGCACAGACACGUGCUGUUCCACCUUCCCUCA
Messenger RNA from Nomascus leucogenys (northern white-cheeked gibbon), 1724 nucleotides. It is a transcript of the gene KIR3DL3, whose product is annotated as killer cell immunoglobulin like receptor, three Ig domains and long cytoplasmic tail 3. The record is from RefSeq and is a predicted model, not a curated record. NCBI's taxonomy places the organism in Eukaryota, Metazoa, Chordata, Mammalia, Primates, Hylobatidae.